Messenger RNA from Menidia menidia (Atlantic silverside), 2361 nucleotides. Lineage: Eukaryota; Metazoa; Chordata; Actinopteri; Atheriniformes; Atherinopsidae. The record is from the annotation of a GenBank genome assembly.
AUGCAGGAUACCUUCCGGCCGAGCGUCAAAUCCAAGUUCAGCUUUGGAGCCGCGGCAGCCCGUAAGGAGCGGGGACUUCACCUUCUCACCUCUCACGUCGCCGAUAUGAAGUCUGCUGAAGAAGAUGCAUACAACUACACACCAAAUGUCAGCCUGGCUCUUCCACUGGGUAUGGGUAACCCCUGUCUGGCAACGCAGUACCACACCUUACAGUCCAGCCCCGUCAUUUCAGUCACUUCCUGCCACCAGACGGCCUACAACCUGCAAAACGACAACCACGGGUCAUCCGGCUACUACCUGCCUCACGGCUUGAGGCCCAAUGGGGCUCCGGCCCUCGAGAGCCCUCGUAUCGAGAUCACUGCCUACAGCCAGUACCCCGAGGACGAGGUUGAAGAGAGCAACAGCGAGGACCACAUCAUCAGACGGGGCGUCAACUCCAUCGUCACCCUGACGCUUCCCAAUGCCGACGGCUACCGUGACCCCAGCUGCCUCAGCCCCGCCAGUAGCAUCUCCUCACGCAGCUGUAACUCCGAGGCCUCGUCGUACGAGUCGGGUUUCUACAACUACGACAAUUCUCCGCAGAACUCCCCCUGGCAGUCUCCUUGCGUGUCCCCCCGAGGGUCGUCCUCCCUUCUGUCCUGCCCACACGCCGUGGGUCCCGCGGGCUCCCCUCACACCUCACCGUCCACCUCCCCUCAGAUAGGCGCCGUGGCCGAGGAGGGCUGGCCGGCACAGCCUCGCGUCUCCAGGCCGAACUCCCCCUCCUGCAGCGGAGGCGGCGGGAGCAACAGCGGAGGCAUGGGGAAGAGAAAGUACAGCCUCAGCGGGUCCUCCUACCGUCAAACCCCCUGCUCACCCAACCAUUCCCCAACCCCGUCUCCACACGGCUCCCCUAGGGUCAGCGUCACAGAUGAGAGCUGGCUCGCCAACACCAACCAGUAUACCAACUCCGCCAUCGUGGCCGCCAUCAAUGCCCUCACCACAGACGGAGUGGUGGACAUGGGGGAGGGAAUCCCGAUCAAGACACGGAAAACCAUGCUGGACCUCUCCCCCUCCAUGAGCUUGAAGGUAGAACCCAGUGGAGAGGAGUUGGGUCCUGAUGGGGACCUCUGCCACGAGGACUAUCAAUCCCGCCUAGCUUUCAAGAAGGAGAACUACUGUGGAGGGUUCCUGGAUGUGCCUCAGCAUCCAUACUCCUGGUCUAAGCCCAAGUCUUACCUCAGCCCCUCUCUGCCAGCGCUUGACUGGCAGCUGCCGUCCUGCUCCGGCCCGUACAACCUACAAAUCGAGGUGCAGCCUAAGUCCCACCACAGGGCCCACUACGAGACAGAGGGCAGCCGAGGAGCCGUGAAGGCGCUGUCCGGAGGACACCCCGUGGUUCAGCUUUAUGGCUACAUGGAAAGUGAGCCACUCACCCUGCAGCUGUUCAUAGGGACCGCAGACGACCGCCUCCUGCGACCACAUGCCUUCUACCAGGUCCACCGUAUCACCGGCAAAACUGUCUCCACCGCCAGCCACGAAGUUAUGCAAUCCAACACCAAAAUUCUGGAGAUCCCUCUGCUCCCUGAGAAUAACAUGAGAGCCAUAAUCGAUUGUGCCGGAAUCCUGAAGCUGCGUAAUUCAGACAUCGAGCUACGUAAAGGGGAGACCGACAUCGGACGCAAAAACACUCGCGUGAGGCUGGUGUUUCGUGUCCACAUCAACCAGCCCAACGGCAGGACAGUGUCCCUGCAGGCUUCCUCCAACCCCAUCGAGUGCUCCCAGCGUUCUGCUCAAGAGCUUCCCUUGGUGGAGAAGCAGAACAUGGACAGCUUCCCCGCCACCGGAGGCAAAAUGAUGCUCCUCAGUGGUCUGAACUUCCUCCCCGAGUCAAAGGUGGUGUUCGUGGAGAAAGCGCAGGGUAAGCCUUAUCAGACCCUCGUCGCCGCGUUUUUUAAUUUCCCCCUCCUAAUAUCUCCUUUGAACGUCUCUGUCCUUUUUUUUUUCUUUCCAAGCUGCAUUUUCUUAGUCCUCCUUCCCAUCAAAACAGAGAAGAACUUGCCAGAGAGCCACAUGUGGUGUGCAUUAGGCCACUAUAUUUUUAACCAAAGCGUAUUUACAUUUGCUGAAGUUUUCCAUUGCCUGUUCACUGACGCUCUCGCCACAAGUGAAGAAAUGGAUCACAACCCGAGCAUUUGCCCGUCCCCUCUCCCCUUCAUUCCCCACGCGUUUGACGGCCAGCCCCUCGCGUCCCGGUGCCGUGCUCUUCGUUUGUGUUGGUGUUCUUUCGUGUGUGUGUGUGUGUGUGUGUUCGUAGUUUGCCAGCUGCCGCUGGAGAAUAAGAUGCUGCAACAUCUGCCAAUAGCUCAUCAGUGCAUCUAA